CACAGUCCAGAGGGACAGCGCCCAGAGCGCGGAUAGAGAGACCCACAGCCUCACUGGCCCAGGACUGGGACACAGCCGCCAGGGUCCCCUUCCCCCUCCUCGGCUCCCUUCCUGGCCCCUUUAAGAAAGGGCUGAUCCGUUCCUCUCUGAGUUAACCCCUGACAGUCCAGGUGGCCCCUGGGCUCUGGCCCCGGUGGGCGGAGGCAAAGGGGGAGCCAGGGGCGGAGAAAGGGUUGCCUGAGUCUAGGAGUGAGAGAAGGAGGCAGGGGUGCUGGGAAGGCGGCUGUGAGCCGAGCCGGGGUGGGGGGGGGAGAGGGCCCCCCUGCCACUGUGCCAGGCAGGCAGUGCCAAAUCCGGGGAGCCCGGAGCUGGGGGGAGGGCUGGGGACAGCCCGGCCCUGCCCCCUCCUCUGCAGGGAGCCCAGCAACUUCUGAGGAAAGUGUGGCACCCGUGGCGUGGCGGUGCACCAGGAUGGACAGGGUCCCGCUGGCCUGGUGCUUGGUGCUGUGCGUCUGGGCGUGCGCGGCCCCCAGGGGCACACAGGCUGAAGAAAGCCCCUUCGUGGGCCACCCAGUGAAUAUCACAGGUGCCCGGGGACUCACAGGGACCCUUCGGUGUCAGCUCCAAGUUCGGGUUCGGGGAGAGCCUCCCGAGGUGCACUGGCUUCAGGACGGACAGAUCCUGGAGAUCGCAGACAUCACCCAGACCCAGGUGCCCCUGGGUGACGAGGAGGAGAAUGACUGGAUAUUGUUCAGCCAGCUCAGAAUCGAGUCCCUGCAGCUUUCAGAUGCAGGACAGUACCAGUGUUUGGUGUUUCUGAGAGAUCAGUCCUACGUGUCCCAGCCUGGCUACAUAGGGCUGGAGGGCCUCCCUUACUUCCUGGAGGAGCCUGAGGACAGGACUGUGGCUGCCAACACCCCCUUCAACCUGAGCUGCCAAGCCCAGGGACCCCCAGAGCCUGUGGACCUACUGUGGCUGCAGGAUGCUGUCCCCCUGGCCACAGCUCCGGGUCACGGCCCCCAGCGCAGCCUGCAUGUUCCAGGACUGAACAAGACUUCCUCUUUCUCCUGCGAAGCCCAUAAUGCCAAGGGGGUCACCACAUCCCGCACGGCCACCAUCACAGUGCUCCCCCAGCAGCCCCGUGACCUCCAUCUGGUCUCCCGCCAACCCACGGAGCUGGAGGUGGCUUGGACUCCAGGCCUGAGCGGCAUCUACCCCCUGACCCACUGCACUCUGCAGGCAGUGCUGUCAGACGAUGGGGUAGGCAUCCAGGCGGGAGAACCAGAUCCCCCCGAGGAGCCCCUCACCUUGCAAGCAUCCGUGCCCCCCCACCAGCUUCGGCUGGGCAGCCUCCAUCCUCACACCCCUUACCAUAUCCGCGUGGCAUGCACCAGCAGCCAGGGCUCCUCACCCUGGACCCACUGGCUUCCUGUGGCGACACCCGAGGGAGUGCCCCUGGGCCCCCCUGAGAACAUUAGUGCAACUCGGAAUGGGAGCAAGGCCUUUGUGCAGUGGCAGGAGCCCCGGGCACCCCUGCAGGGUACCCUGUUAGGGUACCGGCUGGUGUAUCAAGGCCAGGACACCCCAGAGGUGCUCAUGGACAUAGGGCUAAGGCAAGAGGUGACCCUGGAGCUGCAGGGGGAUGGGUCUGUGGCCAACCUGACGGUGUGCGUGGCAGCCUACACUGCUGCUGGGGAUGGACCCUGGAGCCUCCCAGUACCCCUGCAGGCCUGGCACCCAGGGGAAGCACAGCCAGUCCACCAGCUGGUGAAGGAACCUCCAGCUCCUGCCCUCUCGCGGCCCUGGUGGUAUGUACUGCUAGGAGCAGUCGCGGCCGCUGCCUGUGUCCUCAUCUUGGCUCUCUUCCUUGUCCACCGGCGAAAGAAGGAGACCCGUUACGGAGAAGUGUUUGAGCCAACAGUGGAAAGAGGUGAACUGGUCGUGAGGUACCGCGUACGCAAGUCGUACAGUCGCCGGACCACUGAAGCCACCUUGAACAGCCUGGGUAUCAGUGAAGAGCUGAAGGAGAAGCUGCGGGAUGUGAUGGUGGACCGGCACAAGGUGGCCCUGGGGAAGACUCUAGGAGAAGGAGAGUUUGGAGCCGUGAUGGAAGGCCAGCUCAACCAGGACGACUCCGUCCUCAAGGUGGCUGUGAAGACAAUGAAGAUUGCCAUCUGCACGAGGUCAGAGCUGGAGGAUUUCCUGAGUGAAGCCGUCUGUAUGAAGGAAUUCGACCAUCCCAACGUCAUGAAGCUCAUCGGCGUCUGUUUCCAGGGUUCUGAACGAGAGAGCUUUCCGGCACCUGUGGUCAUCUUACCUUUCAUGAAACAUGGAGACCUACACAGUUUCCUCCUCUAUUCCCGGCUUGGGGACCAGCCAGUGUACCUGCCCACUCAGAUGCUAGUGAAGUUCAUGGCAGACAUCGCCAGUGGCAUGGAGUAUCUGAGUACCAAGAGAUUCAUACAUCGGGACCUGGCGGCCAGGAAUUGCAUGCUGAACGAGAACAUGUCCGUGUGUGUGGCGGACUUCGGGCUCUCCAAGAAGAUCUACAAUGGGGACUACUACCGCCAGGGACGUAUCGCCAAGAUGCCAGUCAAGUGGAUUGCCAUUGAGAGUCUAGCCGACCGUGUCUACACCAGCAAGAGCGAUGUGUGGUCCUUCGGGGUGACGAUGUGGGAGAUUGCCACAAGAGGCCAAACCCCAUAUCCAGGAGUGGAGAACAGCGAGAUUUAUGACUAUCUGCGCCAGGGAAACCGCCUGAAGCAGCCUGCGGACUGUCUGGAUGGACUGUAUGCCCUGAUGUCGCGGUGCUGGGAGCUGAAUCCGCAGGACCGGCCAAGUUUUGCAGAGCUGCGGGAAGAUCUGGAGAACACACUGAAGGCUUUGCCGCCUGCCCAGGAGCCUGACGAAAUCCUCUAUGUCAACAUGGAUGAGGGUGGAGGUUAUCCUGAACCCCCUGGAGCUGCUGGAGGAGCCGACCCCCCAACCCAGCCAGACCCUAAGGAUUCCUGUAGCUGCCUCACUGCAGCUGAGGUCCAUCCUGCUGGACGCUAUGUCCUCUGCCCUUCCACAGCCCCCAGCCCCCCUCAGCCUGCUGAUCGGGGCUCCCCAGCAGCCCCAGGGCAGGAGGAUGGCGCCUGAGACAACCCUCCACCUGGGACUCCCUCUCAGGAUCCAAGCUAGGCACUGCCACUGGGGGAAACUCCACCCCCGCCCCCUGACUCUCCCACCCCAGGCCUUAUCCCCACCUGCAACCCUAUCUUCCUACCUAUCCCACCUCCAUCCCAGACAGGUCCUUCCCCUUCUCUGUGCAGUGGCAUCACCUUAAAAGCCAUAGCAUCACCAUUUGUAAAAGAAAGGGGUUGGAUUGCAAUUAUUUGAGACCCUCCCAGGUGUUAACAUUCCAAGACUCUAGAUUCUAAGGUUUAAAGAGUCUAGAUUCAAAGAUUCUAGGUUUCAAAGAUGCUACGAGUCUUUGGUUCUAAGGACCUGAAAUUCCAAAGUCUUUAAUUCAUUAAAGUGCUAAGGUUAUAAGGCCUA
Saimiri boliviensis boliviensis (Bolivian squirrel monkey) is the source of this 3540-nucleotide messenger RNA. It is a transcript of the gene AXL, whose product is annotated as AXL receptor tyrosine kinase. Gene Ontology annotation, biological process: multicellular organism development; natural killer cell differentiation; cell migration. Gene Ontology annotation, cellular component: plasma membrane; signaling receptor complex. Gene Ontology annotation, molecular function: ATP binding; protein binding; transmembrane receptor protein tyrosine kinase activity. NCBI's taxonomy places the organism in Eukaryota, Metazoa, Chordata, Mammalia, Primates, Cebidae. The record is from RefSeq and is a predicted model, not a curated record.